CGUAAACAGCUGUUGAUCGCAUCGUAAAUCUCACCACCACCCUUCUGACGCCGCUCGCAAAUCAACUGCAGUUCAUCGACCGCCAAGCUCACAGCCACGACAAUCGCGUGGGGAAAGCAGGCUUGACAACCGCUCAAGCGUCUAAAUUUGGUGCCGAGACAGCGCCCAAGACAGCACCCCCGACUGCCGUUGCCAACGCAGGACCGAGUCCCUGGCAACGGUCUCAGCACUCAACCAGCACCACGGCAGACAGACACAACCACAGCAUGUCGACGACAGCGAGAAAACCGGCGCCGCCAGGCAAUCCAGCGCGCGAUGCUUCUGCGCGCAACCCUUCUACUCCUGGCGCCGCAAACCGCUCCCCUGCCCGCUCUGCAACCCCGACAAGCACGAACGGCGCAAACGGCGUGACGCGGACACGAUCAGUCAGAUCAAGCGUGAAUGGCACGCCAGUCUCCGCGCGCGCAGCCGUCAGGAAGCCUGGUGCACCCUCAGGCCUCAGCAUGAGCUCAUCGCAGGUCGAUGGUCAAGAUGACGACGCCCGAGAAGAGGCCGCGGCUCUCAUGCAGGAUCUCAAGGAGCGGUUACAGAAGGCGGAGACCGAGGCAGAGGAGCGCCAGAAACAGGUUGAAGUGCUCAACUCGCGGCUAGACGAUGCCCUCAAAGAGCAGGCGAAGCUGGAGGAGCGCGCACAUGAAGAGGAAGAGAAGGUUGAGUCACUCGAAAACGAGAAGAGAGACCUCACGAGGCAACAGCGCGAACUGGAGAGCAUCUAUGAGGCGGAGCGCGCGCAGACAAUGAAGGAGAAAGAGGAGGCUCUUUCGAAGGAAGAGGAGCUACAGACUACUAUUCAGCGACUAAAGGAAACGAUGGCCACUAAGAACGUUCAAGCUGUCGAUGCAGAUGACGAACGCCUGUCACGGACAUCGAGUUUCCGCAAUAACCCCUCGCGCAACAGCUCCUCCCUGAACCUCGAGACCUCUGGCUCAUUCGCACCGCCGUCCUCCAUCCAACGAAGCGAUUCACGGAAUCAUUCGAAGCUCAUCAACCAGAAAGACAAGAUCAUCGAAGGUCUGCGCCUUGAACUCGCCGAAGUACAAAUCAAGCUCGUAGAGAUGGAGAAUGCUGGUGGAGGCCGCAUGCGCGAAUUAGAGAAACAGCUCCUGGAGACACGCAUGACCAACGCUCGGCUCAUGGAAGACAACGAGAGCUUCCAGCUUCUGCUCGGAGAGAAGACAUUGAACGGAGACCUCAGCCGCGGUGACUUCCUGCGCCCAUCAUCCCCGCAUACAGACAGAGCUCCGUCGCGCAACGGCCCGUCGACCAGCUUAGCGGAUGAGUUAGAGUCCGCAGAGGGUGCUGACGGUGACGCUAUUCGCAAGCUGGAAGCCGAGGUUAACACCCUUAAGGACCAGAACAAGGCUCUCACGCUCUACAUCAACAAGAUCAUCGGCCGCCUCCUCACACACCAGGGCUUUGAAUCCGUCCUGGGCAACGACCUGGAAGACCAUGGCCCCGUCGCCGCGGGCAGUCUCAACACGAACAAGGAGCUUCCACCCCCGCCUCCGCCGAAAGAAGAGAACGAGCAACCGCUGGGCUUCCUCCAACGCGCAAAGUCCGUAGUCGGCGGUCGCAACAAGCCCCGGCCGAUGAGCUUCGCAGCACCCAUGCAACACUCCGUGAACGAAGACCCCACAACCGCACCCAGCAUCCCCCUCCAGCGCUCCAACUCCUCCCGCGUGCCCAGCGGCAGCUACCAGCACCGCCGCUCCACCUCCGAAAUGCCGCAACCCCAACCCGGCGCCGCAAACGUCAUCAAUAACAUGUUCCGUGCACCGCCAACUGCCGCCAUCCCCGGCCAAACCUCGCCCGGCCUUGUUUCGCCCCGCAACUCUUUCUUCGGCAUCCCGAUCAGCGGCGCGAGCAGCAAUCCUUCGUCGCGCGUGCCGUCGUCUGGUGCGCCCAUACACGAAGAGAAGGAGGAUGCGAAGAGCACGAGCGAGACUUCGCAUGUGGAUACACCUAGCCCGCCGCGGCGUACCGAGACGAUGCAGGGCAAGCAGAUGCGUCCGUUGAGGUUGGUGCAGAAUGAGGAGGCGGCGAUGCGGGAGAGAAAGGCGGCGAAUCGGGGAUCGUGGUUUGGUGGGCUCUUUGGAGGGCAGCAGCAGCAGCAGUCGCAGCCGGGUCAGGAUGUGCUGUGAUCUUCCCCAUUGCUGGGCGAUUUUCGCAUUUCAGCAUGAUCUCAAGGCACACAGCAUGCACAUGAACUUCGGCACACACACGCAAACACGGUAUAACUCAUUCUAUCUAUUCACGGGUAUGGUUUAUGAGAAGCAAGGACAUAUAAUAUGUUGCAUCAUGUAGGAGUAGGGAUAUCAUCAUUCUUACCACCCCGCCCUAAGGCGGAGGAGGUGAUUAUGUAGGAGAGACUGUGAGUCUAAGUCUGCCCUGUUCGUAUACCCCCAGUUUAGACUUUUGGCUUCUUGACGUUUUUGGAUGGGGGUUUUAUGUAGGCGUAAUGCAUUACUAUGUUUCUUCUUCCC
Molecule: messenger RNA, 2543 nt
Organism: Trematosphaeria pertusa
Lineage: Eukaryota; Fungi; Ascomycota; Dothideomycetes; Pleosporales; Trematosphaeriaceae
Exons: 2
Coding region: 267-2201 (644 amino acids)
Source: RefSeq, a predicted model, not a curated record